Messenger RNA from Paramecium sonneborni, 1428 nucleotides. NCBI's taxonomy places the organism in Eukaryota, Ciliophora, Oligohymenophorea, Peniculida, Parameciidae. The record is from the annotation of a GenBank genome assembly.
AUGUAACAGAAUAACAAUUAUGAAUAGCUAAUAAAAAAGAAAAUCAAUCUGAUAAAUGAUUUUGAGAGUGGCAAGAAAUAAUAUUUGAAAGAAGUAAUAGAACGUCCAGAUACUCCAUAAUUCUCAGAUAGAAAGAGAAAUGAGAAUAAUGUAAACAAAAUAAAUAUUUAAUAUAGAACUCUUUCAUUUUAAUCAAAGGUAUAAUCAAAUUAUACAAUUUCCAGAAUAAAUAGAAUACGACAUUAUUAUUGAUUAAGAGACUUUCUCAUCGUUUGUAGAUGUAAAACCUUAUUCAGAACAAGAUCUCAAUAAGAUGAUGAAUUAACUAUACAUAUUUGUAGAUUCGAAAUUUUGGAAUUUUUGUUUAAUGUUAGCUUAUGUAAGUGCAAUUCUAUUUUAUUGUAUAGAAUGAAGAUACAUGGUUUUAAUAACAAAUAAUUCCAUAUGAUAGAAUGGCAAAGAUUUUAGGAUAAAUAUUUUCUUGUGUUGAGAAAUUUGAUGAUUAAAUAAUUUAAGAUUUAGAAAAAGUAAUUAAUUAUAGAUCAUUGGCACAUUUGGAUAGAUUGUUAUUUGAAAAUAAAUUACCUUAAUUUGAAAAAGUUAUCAAAAUGCUUAGAACCUAAAUUCUUAGCAAUCCUCAUCCUGCAUUUAUCUUAAGAGAAUCCUAAAUCAAGGAAAAAUAAUUUGAUAGUUUUUCUAAAUUGCAAGCUUAUAAAUCAUUUACACCAACUAAACCUUCUGCAUUAUCAUCUAAAGGUAUUUAAAGAAGUGAAAUGCUUUACAAUCAUUCUAAAUAACUCUAAGAAAAAGCUCGUCAUGCUUAAUUAAUAAAAAUUAAAUAAGAGAAUGAUGAAAUGAUAUCAUUUCAAAAGAAUUUCAAAAAUGUUUCUGGGGAUUAAGUUUUUUAAAGAUUAUUCAAUGAAUCUAAAGCAUUACAAAUCAAAUAAUAAUAAUAGAUUGUAAAUAAGGAAGAUAUUUUAGAUAAGGAAUGUACUUUUAAACCAGAUAUUAAGAAUACAUUAAUUAAAAGUGAUUAGAAGGUGGAUUAAAUACCAGGAUUUGAAAAUACUAUUAAAAGAAUGUAGAAAGCAUAAAAUGAAAAACAAUAUAAGGAAAAAUAUUUUGAAAUCAAGUAAUCUUAAUUAGAAAAAGUCAACAAUAAUAAAGAGAUUAAGGAGUUUAAAUUAUCUGAAAGGGAAGAAAAUGAAGAACCAAUAUUAUUUUUAGAUGUUCGUAUAUCUAAAAAUAAAAUAGGAAGAUUAGGUGUUAGGAAAAAUGAUGAUUUACAAUAAGUGAUAAAGAAUUUUGCUAAAAGUAUGAUUUAUUAAUUCUAUUUGAGCUUUUGCACUAUAGAAAACAUAAAUAGAUUCCUUAUAGAAACACAUAAAGAGUGCUAUGGAAACUUUAAAUAAACAUUAGGAGUAAUGA